AGGCUUCCUCACGAAUUGUCCACUUGAAUUGCGCGCGCGCGCAUUUCUCAAUAAUCCUCAAUCGCGGAUAAUUUAAUGCUUUUUUUCUCUCCCCCAAAGAAAUUCAACAUUCCUAAGAGAUCUCAGCGCAGUGUUUCGUUGUUGACAAGUGGCUGAAAAUAUGUGAUUGUAAAGUGGGAAGUCUGUGCGGUGUGGCAACGAUCAUAUGUGGAGGCAGGCGCAAAAAGUGGAUUAUUGUCUGUCUUUGGGGCCCAAACUGAGAAAGAUUAAGUUGCAGCGCGCGCAGAGAGAUUUUCAAUAUAAACGCAUUUUUCGUGUGAUGACAAAGUUCAGCACGCCGAGGAAUUAAGUGUGAUGUGGCUGAAACUGUGAGAUGAAGGAAGUGACUUGUGAGGUUUAAAAUGUGCCAGAGGAUGAAAAUGACAAAGAUCUCCCUCGAAGUUGUCUUCUUUGCCAUAAUUUUCGUGCAGACUUUCGCCAUUGGCGGCGCCCGCAUAAUCACCGGCUCGUCGCCACUCGACAAUCUCAUCAUUCGGCCACUCUUUCACUCUUUCCGCAACAUGACCUUCCGCAUCGUGGGACAGACCGGCCUCCGGAACAGCGGAAAGUAUCUUCAGCAGCCACUGGACACAUUUCCCUGCGACACCAGCUUUGGGCGCAGCGAGAAACCACCCACGAGUGUUCACAAGCUGAGGCCAGGGGACAUUGACAUUAUCGCCGCAAUGGGGGACUCACUGACGGCCGCCACGGGCGCCACGUCCACCAAUUUCAUGGACCUCUUCAUGGAGAAUCGCGGCCUCGCGUGGUGCAUCGGUGGCCAGUGGGACUGGCGCAACUCCACCACGCUGCCCAACAUCCUGCGCGCCUUCAAUCCCAACGUCUUCGGCUACUCCAUCGGCGACUCCUAUCCUUUCCAUCGUGCAUCGCAGUUCAACGUGGCGGAAAUUGGGGCCGUUUCCGCGGAUCUGCCCUACAUGGCCAGAACCCUCAUCCGGAGAAUCAGAUCAGACAAGAGGGUGAACUUCAAGAAGCACUGGAAAAUGCUCACCAUCAGCAUGGGUGGAAAUGACAUUUGCUCGUUCGUGUGCACGUGGGACGAUCCAGAAUCGCUGCCGGGGAAGCACAGGGUGAGCCUGCUGAAGACCCUGCGGUACAUUCGUGAUAACAUGCCAAGAACAUUUGUGAAUAUUGUUUCCGUUCCAUCAGUGGACAAAGUUGUGGGAUUGAAGCCGAAGCCAGAACAGUGUCGACUCAUGCAUCACAUUGAGUGCUCAUGCUGGGAGGGUAGAUUGUACAAUCAGACAGACCAACUCCGGCGGAGACUCCACAACAUUCAGCAGGAGUUUAUUAAAGCCGAAGCCGAAGUUGCCCAGUAUGAUGAAUUUAAGGGAUUGCAGGAGUUCGCCGUUGUCUAUCAGCCAUUUAGUCUCAAUCUCUCGAUAAAGACAAAGGACGACAAAACCGACUACUCACUCCUGGCGUUCGACUGCUUCCACAUGAGUCAAAAAGCUCACGCAUGGGCAGGCACUUCCCUGUGGAACAACAUCAUGGAGCCGAUCACGAACAAAGCCGUCUCUUGGGAGUCGCCAUCCGUGAAGUUUAAGUGUCCAACCAAAGAAUUUCCCUACAUCUACACUCAUGACAACUGAUACCGCGACCACGAAUGCUCGUGAAGGCGUCUGAUGGAAUGGGAGAGCGCUGUUAAUUUAUUUAUCUGUUUUUUUAAAAUAUCCACACAUUGAAUGAGGAAA
Molecule: messenger RNA, 1751 nt
Organism: Phlebotomus argentipes
Lineage: Eukaryota; Metazoa; Arthropoda; Insecta; Diptera; Psychodidae
Product: phospholipase B1, membrane-associated-like
Exons: 7
Coding region: 402-1649 (415 amino acids)
Biological process (GO): phospholipid metabolic process
Molecular function (GO): glycerophospholipase activity
Source: RefSeq, a predicted model, not a curated record